AUGGAUGGCCCGAAGGCACAUUUUGUGCAAACAAACAAGAAGAUCGGGCCAGAGUCACGCCAAGUACUCUUUCAGUCUUUCGAGAACAUGGAUAAGAACAACGUAUCCUUGGUUCCUUACGGACAUGGUUUGGUUGAAGUAAUCAUCCGCGCUUUCCAGCAAGACCUCCACCUUACGCUGCGCCCUGACGACGUAUGGCUUUCCAUCAUGGGUCAAUUCAGCUUCUAUGUAAACGGCCAUGCUGAAGAAAUGAGGCGAUUCUUCGUGACUCAUGAAGGCAAAAAGCAGCUCGUUGUAGACACGGGGCUGAUGAGCCCUCUGUCCGUCGACUUCGACACACUUGCACGAGCAUUUACCGACCUGAUACAAGAGAAUGUAACCGACCCCGACCUCAAGUCUUGGAUGCUGCCAAACUUUUCAACCACAACCACCGAGGAUGUGACCACAACCGCAAUUAUCAUGAUGGCAACUGUAAAAUCUUACUUCGAAUGUAUUGGAAGGGGUGGAUGCGGGUUUCCAAGCGUUACCCUGCUUGGAGAGAGAGCGGAUUGGGUCAAUCUUCUGGGAAAAGUUGCAAAGAUCGCUACCUAUGGCGAGGAACUUUCAGCCUGGAGCACAAUCCUUACCAAGGUGAUGGAGAAAAUGGUUGAAACAUUCGACAAGCCAGACUCACGGACGACCAAAGAUUUUUGGAUGAGGGCGGCGCAUCACAACGGAUCAGAUGGUUCCGGUACAGUAGGGUUACCUUCCGGAUGGAUCACCGCUUUUUGCUAUUGGGAUGCCAAGGGUGAGAAGAUUUACCAGUUUCGCGAUGUUGAAGGACAGGAAGCGAAUUGGAGGCGAUUCAUCAUUGACGAUGUCUGUUUCCCCAUCAUUCGUGCUUCGGCUGUUCCAAGAGCAGUGGCCGAAGUUCCAGUUAUAUUUUUGGACUAUGCAGAUUUCAACCGCUAUGAAACGACUGCGAUAGCUGGGUUUGUGGGAGCAAAAUCGUCCGCAAGCAAAGACGGAGACCAGCAUGAUACCUUUCAACCCCAAUCGGGCUAUUGGGUAUUGGUAGACAAGGUUGAGCCGAUUGUUUGA
Trichoderma aggressivum f. europaeum is the source of this 1080-nucleotide messenger RNA. RefSeq lists its product as uncharacterized. The transcript has a single exon. Lineage: Eukaryota; Fungi; Ascomycota; Sordariomycetes; Hypocreales; Hypocreaceae. The coding region runs from base 1 to 1080 and encodes 359 amino acids. The record is from RefSeq and is a predicted model, not a curated record.